Alternaria burnsii is the source of this 2745-nucleotide messenger RNA. RefSeq lists its product as uncharacterized. NCBI's taxonomy places the organism in Eukaryota, Fungi, Ascomycota, Dothideomycetes, Pleosporales, Pleosporaceae. The transcript is spliced from 2 exons. The record is from RefSeq and is a predicted model, not a curated record. The annotation marks the transcript as partial.
AUGGAUCGCCAACACGCCGCCGCAGAACCCGAACAGCGAGAUGAAUAUGCAACUGAAUGGGCUCAUCGAGAGCUCAACACGAUGCCCAUAGCAGUCACUCAAACAAACACACCACAAGCUAUGCUACUUACAGACGGUCGCGACACACUAAGUAGCUUUCCAACGUGUGCAAACCCACGAGAUAUUUCUCAUUCAACUUCGUGGGAGACCUUCCAGCCUUAUCAGCAACAAGCAGGAUUUGUUGGAUGUGACCACGGACAAGAAUCAGGCCUGCCAGAAGAGGUGCAACAGGAGCUCGCCGAAGCGGAGUUGCGGCAUACCGUAGCACGCUAUGAGAUUCUAGAGAAGGCAAAAGCCUUCUCCCCAAGCUCACACUCUCGGAUUGUAGAUGCUCCCUAUAUGGAUCUCAUCAUAGGUAGCACAAUCACCGACUAUCGUGGGGAAUCUGGUCCUUCCACCGCGCUCAUGCAUUCACAUGAGCUUUUCAACGACGACCCUAUGCCGAAUGAUAGCGGCAGCAUGCGUGGCUUCGACCUCGGUGUCUGGCCCACACAGCAGAUUUCAGAUACCACGUUUGAUCUGAAUCCCCCCCAGAGUGGUGUCCAUGAUCCAGAUCAGAUGAGCAUUACCCUUCCUAAUAUUUACGUCGACGAUCCUAGUGCUCCCUAUCAGGCGAUGUAUCGUGAGCCAUUCACGGAGAUCUCAUUGCUACCCAGAACACCACCUUACAACAGGAUGAUUUCCAUCUUGGAUGCAGGCGACCACGGAAACAACGUAUCUUUUCUGGAAGCUACUAAUCAUUGUCGCAACACGGAAUCAGUUCUUACGCCGCAAGGAGGUGGAUCCGUCGCUGUUGAUACAGAUAUUCUGGAAACACAUCAGAUGGAUGAGGCGGCCUACAAUAUAACGAGUCCUCUUACUGUUCCACCGUGGAACGGCAAUAUCGUUUCACGUCAAGGCCAUCCCUUUGUUGCAGUGUCGCCUGGGUUGUCGCCUUAUUCGACGAUCGAGCAAUCUGCUACAAGCUAUGUCGAUGCAGUAGAAAUUGCGGUUCCCCUGCUCCAUUCUCAAACCAUGACAGUCGUCUCUGGAACCGGUGGCGACCAACUACCAAUCGCCAAAAGGAAAAGCUGCGAUUCCAAUAACGCUGGCAACGACAAAACAAUGUCCAGUCGUGCACUCGACAAUAUCUACUUUCACACAAGCCCUGAAGCUGAUCGUGAACGUAAAAAACAGCAGCCAAAGCGUCGAAGGGUUACGACGAAGGCCUCUUGGUCCUGCUUCGGAUGUCGCUUUAACAAAAGGAAGUGCGAAACUUCAAUCGACGGUCUUUGCCUUCGAUGCAAGGACAUAUUGAACAAGAAUGCCUAUCGCACACCAGUUCAAAAGUUUACAUGUAAUGUCAAGACGAAGUUCGUUGACUUUGCAUAUUCGUGCUUUACCGAUGUACCGGAUGCAUCUGGUUAUAUACGACUCUUACUUGAAUCUGACUUUGCGAUAAAAGGAUUUGGAUCCACUUUGCCAAGAAAUGUCGACAGCACCAAGAGAUCUCAGGAAGCUAUGGACAGCAUGAUCUGCGAACUUGUGGAGCGUCUCCGCAGCUUCCUCGACUUCAUGGAGCCACUACACGUCAGACAAUUUUUUUCACGGUCAUCCGUUCUACCGGUAUUAUGGAGUUACUCUUUGAGCAUAAUCAAGUGGCAGAAGGUAAUCGGCUUUCUUUGGCCGAGUCUGAAGGAUGAUCUUUACUUCCAUAAGGAGUACCAUAUCCAUAUGCUGCGCCCAAUUUCUCUCGGUUUGCUUGACCGUAUGGAAUACCUCGGAGACUAUGUAAUAGUUGCUCUGUUGCUAAACGUAUGGUAUGAGGAGAUAUCGGCCAUGGACAAGAACCUCAUGACAAGCAGCUCCGUGAAAGAUCACCUCCAAUCCUCUCUUGCGGACCGUAUUCUACAUAUCUAUCGUAGCCUCUUCCCUACCAGUACUACUGGUAAGGCCUCGCGGACAAAAGAGUUGAAAAGUCGCGCGGUGGCGCUCAGACUUUUCCCUUCCACAACCGGACUAUUGCCGUCACACUAUCGCCGAUUCUCGAUGGGCGAUAUUGCACGGAAUAUGUUACAGCAGUGGAAGACAUCAAUAUGCUCAGAUGAGAACCUACCUUCAGAAAAAGCUGAGUCGCACUGCCAGAAGCCACCGGAACAUCCCUAUCCUAUCCUGAAGGCUUACGUUCCCGCACAACUAUUUGUUAUAUUAGGCCUGGACACAGAAACGCAAGAUUUUACUACAAAUUCGCAAUGGAUGGAACCCAUCGAAAUGUGUAUUCAGAAGCAUCUCAAGAUCUACGAUGCAAACGUCCAGAAGGAGAUACUCGACCUUUCGACCUAUACCUUAUCCAUUGGGACCAAGGCGCUUUUCUUCAAGCUCGAUAAAGUCCUUACAGAUGAGGGUCUUGUUCAUCAGGCCUAUUCAUCUUGGGAUUGUAGUGGUAGAAAAUGGCUGCAUGGAAUUGUUGCGAUAUCCGUUGGCUAUUGCACAAUGCUCAUAUCGUGUGUGCAGUUAUUGUCUUUAUCGCAGAAAAGGGAAGUAACUCUCGCUGAAUUCGUCAUGGAAAACCGAGACUUAGAGGAUAAAUACUUCCAGGUCUUAGUUGAUGGCUCUGAAUCUUCCAGAGCUAGGCUGUAUGCAGAUCUUGUCCCACGCUUCGGCCUCAGGAAACCAAGACAGAGAGGCCAUGCGGCGCAGCUCAUU